AUGGAUCCCAUGGAAAAUCAACGGAUAGGCAGACCGACGCGAUCCUCGCUAGCCUGUUUACCUUGCCGGUCGCGUCACCGGAAAUGCGACGGCAAACGACCAUGUUGCAGCCGAUGCGCUGAGGGCAGCCAGGAAUGCAAGUAUGCCCGGUCGCGAAGAGGUGGGCUCGAUCGUGCGGCUCGGACAGAGCAGCACACACGAUGGGCGUCAGCCGAAUGCACUGCACCGAUAAAGAGCACGAGUGCGCCGCGGUUGAUGGAAAGUCAGCAGCUCCAGGGAUUCACGCCUCGAAUGGUCGAAGUGCACACUCAUAAUACUCACACCCUACUCGCUGGAGUCGUGAUUGGUGACGAAACAUUCACCACGGGCUCUUCGGCUGACCUUGUUAGCAUGGAGAAUGAUCCCUUAAUCGAUUCAUACUACAGGAACUUCCAUCCAUUACACCCUUUCCUCUUACCACGGAUGGCCCUGACGAGACUUUGUCAAGAUCCGUGCAAACAGCCCACUUUCAGACCGCUUAUCGCCAUUAUGCGCUUUGUCGGGAAUAUUAUGAGGUCACAAGAAUGGUCUAUUCCGCUGAAAGAUCAUGCCGAAGCCUGCUUCACAAAAGCACCGCCGACAGAUCCCAUUCUGGUCCAAUGCCGACUCUUAUACUCCAUACCUCUGUUCUGGUACGAACAUAAGAUUGACGCUAAGUGGCAAAUGGAAACUGCAAUGCGGCUCGCCAUUGACUUGCGAAUGUCUGAUGAUGAAUUCCUGGUAAAGCACGGUGACAACGAUUCGGUAGUACAGGAAUGCUGGAGGCGGACAUGGUGGAUGUUGUUCACCGUAGAUGCCUAUUAUGCGGGGACUUUGGGAACUAUGAAUUUUGAAGUCUUGAACAUCGGAACUACCGUGGCCUUACCUUGUGACGAAUCGGACUAUGAGUUAGGAGUGAGUAUGGUUAAGAGUUGCUUGUCAAGGACUAUUCCAAUCCCCGAGCCCAAGACCCUACAGGAUUUCGACUGCCGUGAAUUCACCUCCGAUGAUAUUAUAUUCUCAUCCUUCGCCUACCUUAUCGGUGCUGUACGAUGCAUAGCAUUGGCAAUAUCCACAGUCCCAAAGAUCGCCGGGAAUGAGGGUUCAACGAACGUGAUACAGGCUGCCGACUCCAUCUUGAAUGGAUGGUUGCUUUUGUUACCGGAGAAUCGCAAGCAAGUCAUGGAUAAGGCAGGAGAAAUUGAUGAGCUCAUGUUUCAAGCGCAAUUGCUCAUUCAUGUAGCCACCAUUGUCUUGCACCGGCCAUUGUCAGAUCUCAAAUUUUAUUCUGUUGAAGAAGUUUCGAGCUGCGCCCGAAAUCCAAGCCUCGAUACGCCCGCGCCGGACCUGAUAAAUGUGCACACCGUGCGUGUCCUACGCGCGGUGGAGGCACAGGUCCGGCUUAUAGCGUUACCUACUGCAAAAUUCCACCACACCCCCUUUGUCACCUGCAUGAUUAGUAAGGGUACGUUAGCGCUGCUCUCGGCUUGCAAAUCUUGCCUUGGUGGAAAAGACUUGAUGAUUGCAAGAGACCAGAUCCGAAUGACCGUCGGCUGUCUCAAGGCACUGGGCAAAGUGUGGCCAAGAACAGCAAGAAACGUGAGGGAGAUCCAGACGAUUGCUUCCCACAUCCUUGGACUUGAGUCUAGCGCGGGGAGCGACUGCCAGAGGAAUGAGCCCAGUGAAGUGCCAGGUCCUUCAGGUGGCGAAGGGCAGGGAAUUUGGGAGGCGGAUGCAGAAGCAAUUAGCGCCGGUAUUGAUAUACCACCUUCCUUAAGUUCUAUUGAGGAUCUCUGUGGAUGGUUCAGUGUUGGAGUUCCCGACUCCAAUAGCUUAGAAUUCACGGCGUAUCUAUAG
Messenger RNA from Penicillium egyptiacum, 1875 nucleotides. Lineage: Eukaryota; Fungi; Ascomycota; Eurotiomycetes; Eurotiales; Aspergillaceae. The record is from the annotation of a GenBank genome assembly.